AUGCUUCCUCUCAGAAACUUCUUAGCCUCAUUUUCAUCUUCAUCAGCGACUAAAAUGGUUCAAAAACCACCUCCAAGCCCGACUGUUCCUACUGCCAUAAGAGGUAGAGAAAUUGUACAACCUGGAGAAGGGGUCGAGCACGCUACUUUCGCUUCUGGAUGCUUCUGGGGAACAGAACAUCUCUUCUCAAAACAUUAUGGUCAUUUACCCCAGUUUAAAGCCAUAUCAGGAUACACAGGUGGCAAAGCUGAAAAUCCAUCUUAUCGACAAGUAUGUUCCGGUACAACAGGACAUGCCGAAGCUGUUCGACUCACAUACGCUAAAGGAUCAGUAUCAUAUGCUGAAUUAGUUGAAUUUUUUUAUCGAACACAUGACCCUACGACUGUCGAUAGACAAGGUCCAGAUAGAGGCAGUCAGUAUAGAAGUGCAAUCUUUUACGAAAAUAAUGAACAGGAAGAUUUAGCUAAGAAAGUCACUGCUGAAGUUCAAGAGAAAUAUCUUAAAGGAAGACCAAUAGUAACUCAAAUUACUCAAAUUGGAAAAUGGUAUCCUGGAGAAGAUUAUCAUCAAGAAUAUCUUGACAACAACCCAGGCGGAUAUGAAUGUCCCACGCAUCGAUUCUACUGGUAA
Messenger RNA from Kwoniella shivajii, 630 nucleotides. RefSeq names its product peptide-methionine (S)-S-oxide reductase. Gene Ontology annotation, molecular function: peptide-methionine (S)-S-oxide reductase activity. The record is from RefSeq and is a predicted model, not a curated record. Lineage: Eukaryota; Fungi; Basidiomycota; Tremellomycetes; Tremellales; Cryptococcaceae. The transcript is spliced from 6 exons. The coding region runs from base 1 to 630 and encodes 209 amino acids.